AUGUGCACAAUAAAAACGACAAUCGAUUCAAAAGUUUUCAUUGUUGACACGUUGGAGAUAAACGCAGAAGUGAUAAUGAUGAUGAAUCACGAUAACGAUGACGACACAACAGUGGGUAACUUUUGCUUUAGGGAAGACACAGCAAAAAUCUUGACAACAACCACUCUUCCUUCGUCAACGACGGCAACAACAAUAACAACGUAUGACGAUGACAGCAGGAAUAAGGAGGAUAACGACAAAGGGGAUGAUGAAAAGUAA
Gongylonema pulchrum is the source of this 258-nucleotide messenger RNA. NCBI's taxonomy places the organism in Eukaryota, Metazoa, Nematoda, Chromadorea, Rhabditida, Gongylonematidae. The record is from the annotation of a GenBank genome assembly.